This is a messenger RNA of Diversispora eburnea, 2424 nucleotides long. The record is from the annotation of a GenBank genome assembly. Lineage: Eukaryota; Fungi; Glomeromycota; Glomeromycetes; Diversisporales; Diversisporaceae.
AUGUCAAAUUUUAUUGAAGAAAAAGUUAGGUUCUCCGAUCACAAAUUAACCAUAGAUAAUGAUAUUCGACUCAAUUCCCUCACAAAUAUCAAUAGACCACAAGUCUGGGCAAUGACGCGUCAAGAAUUAUGCGAAACAGUUCCUUACUUUAGAUCAUGGCAUGGGGGUGUUUAUAAUAAGAAUGGCGUAGUUUGGGGAUACUUAUUAGAUGGCUUUGGUGCCUUACGUGACGUUUGUAAUGGACGUGUAAUAAUUUCACAUGGGGGUGGGAAAAGCUAUAAACGUAACGACGGAAAUUUCGGUCUUGUCGCGUCACAAAUGUUGACAGAUGUAUCCGUGCGAUCUUUAUUAAAGAAUUAUUUGAAUAAGCAACCAUUAGCAUUAAUUGUGGGAAACAAAAAGCAUGCUAAAUUUAGAAUUCCGGCGCGUUAUUGUGUUCUUGGAUUAUAUCUAAUUACUCAUGUUUGGCCAGAAUAUGAAUAUUAUAGUGUACCGAUGGAUGAAGGAAAUAUUACGGAUGAGGAAUGUAUUAUCGAUGCAAAUUUGCCUAAUAAUCAUAAUAAUUCGAGUCGAGAAAAUGGAAAAACAAGUUUUAUUCGUUGGAAAUUUCGAUUUGAAUGGGUUCCAAAUCAAGAAUUCCUACCUUGGUGGGAAUCUCCCUGCGAAAAUUUGAUCAAUUCCACAAUCUUAAUGAGUGAACUGAUAUCAAUUGUUUGUCCUGAAUGCGGACUUCCGUCAAAUAAAAUAUAUGCGAAUUCAUGGAUUUGUCUAAAUCACAAUUGUAAACAUUUUUGGCAGUCUUUAUCUGACGAUUUCAUAUGGGAAGAUGUGCCAGAAAACUUGGAUUACGUGAAAUCAUUUUUAAGCCCAGGAUUAAUAGAUAUGAAUCAAAUAAUUCGAAUUCCUUUUUCGAUAUUACCAGCUCAACCACCAAAUGAUUCGGAUAAUCUCAUUGGACUAUCAUUCAGCUCACAACAUUGGAAAGGUUAUCACUGUCUUCGUUGUGGACGUAUUUCUUGCCGAUCUAGUUGGAAAGAAUGGGUUUGUGCUAAUUAUCUUCCGUUACUUAUCGGUCCGGCUAAAGAUUAUGAUACAUGUAUAAAGAGUGGUAGCCAAAUUACUGUAUCUCGCAAUGUAGCUCCUGAUGGUGCAAUUAUAUGUCGAUACGAUUUUCCUGAAGGAGGAUAUAUAAUUCAUAGGCUUGGAAACUUUUCUCUAAAUGCAGUAUCAGAUGAGUUAUUUAGAAUUUUACAAAAUAGAGAUAUACCUUUUAAGAGGAACAUUGUAAAAAGUGGUAGUUUGAGAGUUGGAUCAGAAUUACUUUCUCGUAAUUUCACUAUGAAUAUUGGAACAAAUUAUAAAUUCUCGUUAGCGGUAGAUACCUUACAAUUUAAUCAAUGCCCAGAAGUUUUAUAUAGCACAUUUCUUUAUCUUACUGAAAUGUGUUCACAACUUGUUCCUGGGGCUCAAUUUAAUGAGAUGUUGGCAGUGGCAUAUUUGAAAAAUCAAAAAGUUAUUAUAUUAGUCAUAUUAGAAAAGAUUGAUUUACUUAUUAUAAUAGAUGACGGCGAGAAAGGUGUUGCUCCGAUAAUUGGCAAUUUAUCGCUUGGAUCUUCGGCAAUGAUUAUGUUCCGUAAAAAGAAAACAAAAGCUUCAAAUUCGAUUACAGAAGAAAAAAUUUUUUUUUCAAAUUCUCAAGUUACUAUGAAUACAGAAAAGAAAAGAAAAACCUCAAAUUCUCAAGUCAAUAAAAAUAUAAUUGUAAAAGAUUGCAGUUUAUCGUUAAGAAAUCGUCGAUAUCUAAAAACUACUCUUGAUCAAUCUGAGGAUAUCAUUGAUAUCGCCGUUACUGAGAAAAAUGAGAAACUGCGCGCUCGCAAAAAAAAAGCUUCUUGCUCUCGUAAAAAAACUGGUUUUAUAAAUUCAACCCCACAAGCAGAUUCAAAUGCAUCUAACACAUUAUCAUCAUCUGCUUCAGAAAAAUUAAAUUCUCGUGAAACAAAUGUCGUUAAACUUCCUUUACCACCAGUUAAUUCUACUGAAACUAUUAAUCAAGAAACAUUUUCAGAGUUUCCAUCUAAUACUCUGGCACCAAUAGACACAUUUAACACCAAAAAAAAUUCUCCUUUACCACCAAUUUCAACUUUGGGAUUCGAUCUAGGAGAUUCGAAUACGAAAAAAAUUCCAAAUACUACCACUCCAUUGAUAAUCAAUUCAAAUUCAGCACCGUAUAGAGGUCUACCGGUUGAUCAUAUGAAACUAGACUUGAACUUUCGUGGAAAUGGACCAGAUCUUGUCUUGAAAUUAAAUCAUGGAGACAUUUUAUUGAUGGUCGGAAAAAAUAUUCAAACAUAUUAUGAACAUGCUGUAAAUCCCGAAGGGUUCCGUAUAGCAGCUACAAUACGUCACAUUUCUGAAGAGUAA